This is a messenger RNA of Vitis riparia (riverbank grape), 772 nucleotides long. RefSeq names its product VQ motif-containing protein 17. Gene Ontology annotation, cellular component: nucleus. The transcript has a single exon. Lineage: Eukaryota; Viridiplantae; Streptophyta; Magnoliopsida; Vitales; Vitaceae. The record is from RefSeq and is a predicted model, not a curated record. Bases 85 to 558 code for a protein of 157 amino acids.
AUAUUUCUCUAAACAAAUCCCACCAACCCCACAUCUCCCUUUCUUUCUCUCUUCUGUUCAUAUUCUCAUCUCUCUCCAUUGGACAUGGAGGAGAUGAUGGCAGGGAGAGAAGGCUGUAACCCUAAUUCAACCCCAUCACCACUGCCCAUGCACAACCACUCCCACACAAUAUCCAAAGUGAAGCCCAAAAUUCGAAUAAUCCACAUAUUUGCACCAGAGAUCAUCAAGACGGAUGUGGAGAACUUCAGGGAACUGGUGCAGAGGCUGACGGGGAAGCCCAGUGCUGCAGAUAAGGGGUGCAGGAAGAAGAACAUGGCAAGAGGGGUGGUCUGCAACAAGGGUGUGGGGAAGAAGAAGACGGCGGAGUUUCGGGGUUUGGAGUCGAGGGAGAGGAUCAAGGGGGAAGAACACAUCUGGGGAGGGGAGAAUUCAGGUGGGUUUUUGAGUGGGUUUGGGGAUUUGGAUGGCUUCAUGCAAGAAUUUGGAGAAUUCCCAUUACUCCCACUGGAUGUUUCUGCAACUCACAUGCAUGGUUUUGGAGAAGCCCAAAUCUCCUAGAAUAACAAAGAUGGUGCUUAAUUUCAGGCUUCCGUUGCUGGGUUUAUGGAUGUAAAUACCAGGGUCUAGCAUAUAGUUUUUGAGGGUUUUUUUUGGGGGGGUGAGGGUUUGCACUGAAUUUCAUGUCUAUGGCUCUUCAUUUGAACAUGUUCUUAUUAGAAGUGACCGAAUACAUAAAUUUAUUUUUCAAGGAUUUGUUUGUUUCUUUUGGAUG